Betta splendens (Siamese fighting fish) is the source of this 3455-nucleotide messenger RNA. It is a transcript of the gene atp1a2a, whose product is annotated as ATPase Na+/K+ transporting subunit alpha 2a. Bases 84 to 3116 code for a protein of 1010 amino acids. NCBI's taxonomy places the organism in Eukaryota, Metazoa, Chordata, Actinopteri, Anabantiformes, Osphronemidae. The transcript has 24 exons. Gene Ontology annotation, biological process: sodium ion export across plasma membrane; intracellular sodium ion homeostasis; potassium ion import across plasma membrane. Gene Ontology annotation, cellular component: membrane. The record is from RefSeq and is a predicted model, not a curated record. Gene Ontology annotation, molecular function: ATP binding; ATP hydrolysis activity; P-type sodium:potassium-exchanging transporter activity.
GGGGGGGGGGUAGGUGUCAGCUGUGGCGAGGCCCCUGAGCACCGUCUUUUACUUCGCAGCCUGCCGACGUCCGGACGUCCAUCAUGGGCAGAGGGUGUGGUGCUGAAAAUGGAGGGAAGAGGAAGAAGAAGGACAGGGACUUGGAUGAGCUGAAGAAGGAGGUGGCCUUGGACGACCACAGGAUAGGAAUAGAAGAUCUGGGCAAACGCUAUGGAUUGGACAUCACACGGGGCCUGAGCCACGCCAGGGCGGCAGAGGUUCUGGCCAGGGACGGCCAGAACGCGCUGACCCCCCCCCCCACCACCCCGGAGUGGGUCAAGUUCUGCCGUCAGCUGUUCGGGGGCUUCUCCAUCCUGCUCUGGAUCGGCGCCAUCCUCUGCUUCCUGGCCUACAGCAUCCAGGUGGCCAUGGAGGACGAGCCGGCCAACGACAACCUGUACCUGGGCGUGGUGCUGGCGGCCGUGGUGAUCAUCACCGGCUGCUUCUCCUACUUCCAGGAGGCCAAGAGCUCGCGGAUCAUGGACUCCUUCAAGAAAAUGGUGCCACAGCAAGCGACUGUGAUCAGGGAGGGGGAGAAGAUGCAGAUCAAUGCUGAGCUUGUGGUGCUGGGGGAUCUGGUGGAGAUCAAAGGGGGAGACCGCAUCCCAGCUGACCUUCGAGUGAUCUCCUCCAGCGGAUGCAAGGUGGACAACUCGUCUCUGACGGGAGAAUCGGAGCCGCAGACUCGCAGCCCGGACUUCACACACGACAAUCCCCUGGAGACCCGCAACAUCUGUUUCUUCUCCACCAACUGUGUCGAGGGAACGGCCCGCGGCGUCGUCAUAGCAACCGGCGAUCGCACCGUGAUGGGCCGCAUCGCCACGCUGGCGUCCGAGCUGGAGGUCCGCCGGACGCCCAUCAGCAUCGAGAUCGAGCACUUCAUCCACCUGAUCACGGGCGUCGCCGUCUUCCUGGGCGUCAGCUUCUUCGUCCUGUCACUCAUCCUGGGCUACACCUGGCUGGAAGCCGUCAUCUUCCUCAUCGGCAUCAUCGUGGCCAACGUACCCGAGGGGCUGCUGGCAACUGUCACCGUGUGUCUGACUCUCACUGCCAAGCGGAUGGCGAAAAAGAACUGUCUGGUGAAGAACCUGGAGGCCGUGGAGACUCUCGGCUCCACCUCCACCAUCUGUUCCGACAAGACGGGCACGCUGACCCAGAACCGCAUGACUGUGGCCCACAUGUGGUUUGACAACGAGAUCCACGAGGUGGACACCACCGAGGACCAGAGCGGUUCCGGGUUUGACAAGAGCUCCGCUACUUGGGCUGCUCUCUCUCGCGUGGCUGCUCUCUGCAACAGAGCUGAUUUCAGGCCCGGACAGGAGAACCUUCCAAUCCAGAUGAGGGAGACGGCGGGGGACGCUUCAGAGUCGGCGCUGCUGAAAUGCAUUGAGGUCUGUUGCGGCAACGUUCGUGGGACGAGAGAGAGAAACCCCAAAGUGGCAGAGAUCCCAUUCAACUCCACCAACAAGUACCAGCUCUCCGUCCAUGAAGUGGAGGACAAUCCCUCCGGUCACAUUCUGGUCAUGAAAGGAGCGCCGGAGAGGAUCUUAGACAGGUGCAGCAGCAUCAUGCUGAACGGUGAGGAAUAUCCGCUGGACGACGACUGGAAGGACGCCUUCCAGAACGCCUACCUGGAGCUGGGGGGACUGGGAGAGCGGGUGCUCGGCUUCUGCCACUUGAAUAUGUCUCCGGCGCAAUUCCCUCGAGGGUUCACCUUCGACUGUGACAACAUGAACUUCCCCAUAGAGCAGCUUUGCUUCCUGGGCCUCAUCUCCAUGAUUGAUCCGCCGCGUGCCGCUGUGCCCGACGCAGUGGGAAAAUGCCGCUCCGCUGGUAUCAAGGUCAUCAUGGUGACCGGAGACCACCCAAUCACAGCUAAGGCCAUCGCCAAAGGUGUGGGCAUCAUCUCCGAGGGCAACGAGACGGUGGAAGACAUCGCCGAGAGACUGAACAUCCCUCUGAGUCAAGUUAACCCCAGGGAUGCCAAGGCUUGUGUGGUGCACGGCUCAGACCUAAAGGACAUGAGCUCCGAGUACCUGGACGACCUGCUGAGGAACCACACUGAGAUAGUGUUCGCUCGCACCUCUCCCCAGCAGAAGCUCAUCAUUGUGGAGGGCUGCCAGAGACAGGGAGCCAUUGUGGCCGUGACGGGCGACGGCGUGAACGACUCGCCGGCCCUGAAGAAAGCCGACAUCGGCGUUGCCAUGGGGAUCGCGGGGUCUGAUGUGUCCAAGCAGGCAGCUGACAUGAUCCUGCUGGACGACAACUUUGCCUCCAUCGUCACCGGAGUGGAGGAGGGUCGUCUCAUCUUCGACAACUUGAAGAAGUCCAUUGCCUACACGCUCACCAGCAACAUCCCCGAGAUCUCCCCCUUCCUCCUCUUCAUCAUCGCCAGCGUUCCUCUGCCCCUGGGAACGGUCACCAUCCUCUGCAUCGAUCUGGGCACUGAUAUGGUUCCAGCUAUUUCACUGGCUUACGAGACGGCGGAGAGCGACAUCAUGAAGCGCCAACCCAGAAACCCCAAAUCGGACAAGCUGGUCAAUGAGCGUCUCAUCAGCAUGGCCUACGGACAAAUAGGUAUGAUCCAGGCUCUGGGUGGUUUCUUCACCUACUUUGUGAUUCUGGCUGAGAACGGCUUCCUCCCGAGGACCCUGGUGGGGAUCCGCCUGAACUGGGACGAUCGCGAAGUCAACGACGUGGAGGACAGCUAUGGGCAGCAGUGGACCUACGAGCAGAGGAAGAUCAUUGAGUUCACCUGCCACACCGCCUUCUUUGCCAGCAUCGUGGUUGUCCAGUGGGCCGAUCUCAUCAUCUGCAAAACCAGGAGGAACUCCCUCUUCCAGCAGGGCAUGAAGAACAGGAUCCUGAUCUUUGGCCUGUUUGUGGAGACGGCUCUUGCUGCCUUCCUCUCCUACUGCCCUGGAAUGGACGUUGCCUUGCGCAUGUACCCCCUGAAGACCCUGUGGUGGUUCUGUGCCUUCCCAUACAGCCUCCUCAUCUUCAUUUAUGAUGAGGUCCGUAAAUUAAUUCUGAGGAGGUGCCCUGGAGGUUGGGUGGAGCUGGAGACGUAUUAUUAACAUUCAGAAAAUGCCAGUUUAAAUUAAGUGACUGUGAGUUUGUGUGCGUGUGCCAUCUUGUAAAGCUAGACGUGUGUGUAUGUGCGUGUGUCUGUCUGUUGUAAUAUUGCAUGGAUCAGUUCACAAAUCUGAUUAUCAUAAAAAUACUGCUGAAAAUAGGCUUUUGAUUGUGCCUUGAGUUUUUCCUUUUUGUUUUAUCAGAAAACAUUUCCUGCAGAACAAUGGUAAUGUAAACCUUUGUGCCUUACCAAAGUGAUGUAUUGUACCGUUAGGCUGUAAAGCGAAACUGAAUGUCAUUCAUUAUGUGAAAUAUACCAAAUAAAAAUGUUUUACAAUGUG